Molecule: messenger RNA, 2808 nt
Organism: Aureobasidium subglaciale EXF-2481
Lineage: Eukaryota; Fungi; Ascomycota; Dothideomycetes; Dothideales; Saccotheciaceae
Exons: 4
Coding region: 1-2808 (935 amino acids)
Biological process (GO): DNA-templated transcription; positive regulation of transcription by RNA polymerase II
Cellular component (GO): nucleus
Molecular function (GO): DNA-binding transcription factor activity, RNA polymerase II-specific; sequence-specific DNA binding; zinc ion binding
Source: RefSeq, a predicted model, not a curated record
AUGCAAAAGCGUCGAAGGGUAACCCGGGCAUGCGACGAAUGCCGAAGGAAGAAGAUCAAAUGCGAUGGCAAGCAACCUUGCACACAUUGUACUGUCUAUAGCUACGAAUGUACGUACGACCAGCCAUCUAAUCGUCGUCGCAACCCCGCUCCCCAGUAUAUCGAGGGCUUGGAGCAUCGAGUACACCGCGCUGAGACCUUGUUACGAAUGCUCAUGCCUGAUCUCAACCUAAACGACCCCAGCAUCGACGUCGCCGUUGCACAAGGCUAUAUCCCUGGUUUUUCCAACAAGCCCGUCACCAACGACAGCCCGGCCUCACAACCCGCCGCUCUUCCGUCCACAACUCUCACCUCUGCCCCCAAAGCAGAACCCAAAGACACUAACCUGGAGUCAAUGGUGCGUGCCAUUGGACAGCUGGAACUCGAUGAACAAGGCAACUGGGAUUACCAUGGUCAUUCUUCCGGCCUGAGUUUCGUGCGGCGCAUGCGAGAACAACUAGGCGAUCUUCUUGGACCCGAUGCCAAAACUACUCCUUUUGUCAAGUCAAGACCCAUGUCACAAGUCUUCGACUCUCCCAGGUCUUUGAACCCAGACUCGCCCAGUAUGGGCACGGAGAGUGCAGUCUCCGGCACUGACCUACCUUCCAGAGCCGUUGCUCGAGAUCUUUGUGAAACCGCUAUUAACGAUGCUUCCGUUCUCAUGAGAGCCAUCCAUGUUCCGACCUUCUGGGCAUCUUUCGAGCGCAUGUACAACACUCCAUAUGAGAACUACACGAACCAGGAUCACAAGUUUCUUCCACUGCUGUACAGUGCCAUGUCAGUAGGUUGUUUGUUUGGUAGUGACGAACAAAGUCCCUUAAAUCAGGCCGGCUACGAAACUGCCAUCGAUCAAGGCUUCAAAUACUUUAGGACAGCACGUCAACUUCUGGACAUAGCGGACUGUCGCGAUUUGACAUCCAUUCAAGCUGUUCUAUACAUGAUAUCGUUCCUUCAAUGCUCGGCCAAACUGUCGCAAUGCUACGCCUAUGUGGGUGUAGCACUGCGUUCCGCUCUCCGAAUGGGUCUGCACAGAUCCAACCCAUCCUUCAACCGGACUUUCAAUCCCAUCGAAGCCGAAACAAGGAAACGCGUUUUCUGGACCAUUCGCAAGAUGGACAUUUAUGUUGGCGCAAUGCUGGGCUUGCCACAGACACUCAGCGAAGAAGACAUUGAUCAGGAGUAUCCUCUCGAGAUCGAUGACGAAUACAUCACCGAAGAAGGAAUUCUUCCGAUGCCAGAGGGCAUCACACCAUUGACCACAGUCUUCAAUGCCCAUAGUCGACUAGUGGAGCUACUCAUCAAGAUUGUGAGGAACGUGUAUCCCAUCCGUGCAAAGGAUGUCCAAAACAACAUGGAUCGUUCUUACACAGUGCCCUUCUCUGUCAUUCGAGACAUUGAGAACGACCUGGAAACUUGGAAGAGUAACUUGCCUGCAGGGCUGGACCCAUGCAACAAUUCGAACCCAAAGCUCACAAGAGCUCAGCAACUCCUCCGCAUCGCAUACGCUCACGCUCAAGCCAUGCUUUACCGACCGUUCUUGCAUUUUGUCGCUACCGAUAAGCGUUCGCACAACAUCGACCAGCGUGCUUACACAUGCGCAGCUUCUUAUGUUAACCUUUCAAGGAACCACAUUCAUUUGUGUGUGCAGAUGAAGCAAAAAGGACUCUUGAACGGUGCUCACUGGUUCGUCAUGUACACAACCUUCUUUGCCGUGGUGUCCUUGAUCUACUUUGCUGCCGAAAACCCACAAAACAUCACCACCGAGGCAGUCUUGAAAGACGCCAUGCAAGGCAAGGAGGUGCUCGCAUCUUUAGCUAAGCGCAGUAUGGCAGCAGAUAGAUGUGCGACCACUCUUGAAGGCAUUUUCAAGGCUUUACCAGCUUGGGCUCGUGAAGGUCGCACUAAUCCCGUGCCCUCGCGUAAGCGUCGUCAGAGUUCGAACAAUGGUCCACCUCAACCGCAGAGUGCACGAAGCCACCCUGAUAUUUCAGUAACUGCGAAAGAGCCUCCUCCGCCUCAACCCGGCUCUGUACAGCGAGCCAGUACUUUCCCGAACCAGACUUCUAACACAUCUCUUGCAUCGGCUUACGAUCAGCGGAUGUCUUUCCCUACACCCUCGAUGAGCUCUGGCAGUGGCCCGUACACACCCACCAGUCCAAACUUCAACCAACAGCCUCUAGUGACGGCGGCCAUGGACACCAGUAGCCCAUCGAAUGGCAUACUCCCUUACAAUCUCCCGCUGGACAUGACAAACCCAAAUCUGCCGGACCUGUCGGCCAUGAUGUUCCCCUCAGCAGAACCCUUCACCUACCCCAAUCAGCCACUGACCACAUUUGAGAACAAUCAAUUUGCAAAGGGCCCAAACGUCUUUGACGGAUUCAAUGACUCGAAAGUGCCGGUCAUGAUGUCAGGGCAAAGCACUGCACCAGAGACGGACAACCUUGAAGCGCAGUUUUAUGCUUUGCCUCCAUACAUGAUGCAACAGCAACAGCAGCAGCGGCAACAACAACAACAGCAACAAGGCAGAUGGGACAUGGACAUGAUGCAACAACAGCAGCAACAACAACAACAACAACAACAGCAGCAGCAGCAGCAAGCGCAGAUGGCCAACAUGCGACAGGUGUCUGGUGGAUGGCCUGGACAGCAGCAGGCAGUGGUUCAAGGGACAGGCUUCCCCAAUAUCAAUCUGAACGACAUGUUCGGAGGCGAGAAUGACAUAUUCGGCGGUGGUAUGCUCAUGGAUCAAGGAUUCCGAGGCACGGGAAUGUGA